Camponotus floridanus (Florida carpenter ant) is the source of this 1791-nucleotide messenger RNA. RefSeq lists its product as uncharacterized. Lineage: Eukaryota; Metazoa; Arthropoda; Insecta; Hymenoptera; Formicidae. The transcript is spliced from 3 exons. Bases 1 to 1791 code for a protein of 596 amino acids. The record is from RefSeq and is a predicted model, not a curated record.
AUGGAGCGACGCCGUUCCAGAGACGCCAUCUUCAACCAGCUCUAUUGCGACUUCAUGGAGGAGUACUCGGACCUGAAAUAUAUGAUCUUGGUCAAAACACCGCUUAUCAAAAAUUCCGUGUGCUACUUACCGCAUCACGGUGUGCUCCGGACUUCCAGCACGACCACCAAGUUAAGAGUUGUCUUCAACGGAUCCCAAUGUACGCCUGCCGGAGACUCGCUCAACAACACCUUACUGGUCGGAGCCAGUCUUCUGCCAACUCUCGCCGACGUCCUUCUUCGUUGGCGUUGGCACCGCUUCGCCUUCAUCGCUGACAUCGAGAAGAUGUACCGGCAGAUUCUAGUACAUCCCGACGAUCGGGAUCUGCAGCGGAUCCUUUGGAGGCGACAACGCACUGAUGACGUCCAGGAAUAUCAACUCAAUAUGGUGACAUACAGAUUGGCCUGUGCACCUUUCCUGGCGAUCAGGACUCUCCGCCAAUUAGCCUACGAUGAGGAACCGGCAAAUCCCAAGGGAGCAAUCGCUUUGCGGCGCGAUUGCUAUGUCGACGACGUCGUCACAGGCGCCAGCACCCUGUCCGAGGCAGUCGAAACGCAGAGGCAGUUACGCCGACUCUGCACGGCGGGCGGGUUUUCCUUGAGAAAGUGGGCCUCAAAUCACCAGAGCAUCCUCGAGGAGAUACCAAGGGAGCAUCAACUCCAGCAGCCACACCACGACUGGGAGGACGAAGCGCAUCCGACGCUUGGCUGGUUAGCUCCAGUCACCGCUCGUGCCAAAAUCCUCAUCCAGUCAGCUUGGAUGAAGCACUUAGACUGGGACUCCCCACUGCCUCAAUCAGAUGAGACGUUGUGGAGACGUCUGCUUGAAGAUCUUCCGCUGUUAGAACAGCUCCGGUUGGAACGAUGGCUGAGGGCCGAUAACCAACCAAAUCACGUCGAGCUCCACGGGUUUGUUGACGCGUCGGAGCGAGGUUACGCAGCCGUCGUCUACCUCCGCGUGAUGAGCUCCUCCUCAACCACGACCAGCCUGCUUGCUGCAAAAAGCAAAGUUGCGCCCAUUAAGCCCGUGUCUCUACCGCGCUUGGAAUUGGUGUCCCACAUCCAGACAAAACUUCCAGAGGCACGAUGGCGACACGUCCCAGGGCGAGACAACCCCGCUGACUGCGCCUCUCGGGGGAUUGAGCCCCGGGACCUGCUCAACCAUUCCCUCUGGUGGACGGGACCCCCAUGGCUCGCCAAGGAUCCAGCAUUCUGGCCACAGCACGACCACGCCACACACGACGUCGAGGUGCCGGAGACGAGAGCAAUCGCCUCCCACUUGACGACCACGGAGAAAGCCGAACCAGAGAUGCUUCUCAGGUUCUCCGAUCUCCAUCGCCUCCUGAGGGUCACCGCCUGGUGUUGCCGAUGGCGAGGCAACCCACCGAGUUCGAAGGCUCACCUCAAUCUCACGCCUGAUGAGCUAGAAGCAGCCUUGCUCCUCUGGCUCCGCUUGGUGCAAGCUCUCCAUUUCUCCAAGGAGAUCACUGCCCUGAAACAAAAUCACAAGUUAAUCAAGGGUCCAAUAACGAAAUUAACCCCCUUCCUCGACGACCAUGGGAGUCGGAGGCCGGCUGAAGCACGCUGUGCUCUCAGAAGACGAACGCCAUCCGAUCAUCUUACCUCCAGAGUCGUGGAUGAUGCAACUCCUCGUCAAGGCACACCACAGACGAACGCUUCACGGCGGGGUUCAGCUCAUCCUAGGACUGCUUCGCCUGCGGUACUGGAUUCCCCGAGGACGCUCCAUCGUUAA